Oreochromis niloticus (Nile tilapia) is the source of this 896-nucleotide messenger RNA. RefSeq names its product GTPase IMAP family member 2. NCBI's taxonomy places the organism in Eukaryota, Metazoa, Chordata, Actinopteri, Cichliformes, Cichlidae. The record is from RefSeq and is a predicted model, not a curated record. The coding region runs from base 55 to 690 and encodes 211 amino acids. The transcript is spliced from 2 exons. Gene Ontology annotation, molecular function: GTP binding.
AGAGACUCUGGUGAAACCUGCACACUAUCAGAUCAUCAAUAAGCAGCUGUCAACAUGAGCUCUGCUAAGCAUUCGCGUGAGAGGGAAAACAUAUUUAACAUCAUUCUUCUGGGAAACUCUGGGACUGGAAAGAGUGCCUCAGGAAACACCCUCCUGAAUGCUGGAAAGCACCAGCGUAGUUCACAUCAAUGUUUUGCAUCUUACCCAAGCUCUACGCCAGUGACCACUAGGUGUAAGGGGAUAGUGGUAGAAAUGUUUGGGACACAGGUUAGAGUGGUCGACACCCCAGAUUUCUUUUAUGAAGACCAACCUGUAGAAAAGGUACAGCUGGAGGAGUGCAAGAAGUACUGUAAGCGUCGGCAGCAUGUAAUGUUACUUGUGUUACAGCUGGGCCGGUUCACAGAUGGUGAGAGAGGACUAUUAGAGAAGCUGGAGAAAAACUUUGGAACAAUCAGAAACAACACAAUCGUCCUGUUCACACACGGAGAAGAUCUGCACUGUGAUGUGAGAAAGUUUAUUGGUGAAAGGACUCACCUCAGGCGCAUUGUGCAAGCUUGUGGCAACCGUUACCAUGUAUUUAAGAACACCUCCAAGGACUCCGGUCAGGUCAAGGCACUAUUUAAAAGAUUUGAAGACAUGUUUCCAAAUUUCAACAUAAAACAAUCAUCUGCGAUGUUUUGUUGUGGUUAGUUUUGGCCAAUUCACACUGAACUAUUUUUUAUAGUCAACAAAAUGUUUCCAUCUUUCACAGAAUAACCGUCAUCUGCUCGGUGUAAUUUGUGUUCGCUUUAAGUGAUUCACCCACCAUGUCAGAAUAAAGUGGUUUGAAACCUAUUAGCCUAUCAUAGCACAGCUGGGGAGUGGAGGAUGCACCUUUCUGUCUUGUUGUAUAGUAA